CGCACCGUAAACCUGAGCCGAAAUGACGAAAGAUACUGAAUCGAGCGUCACAGACGGCAGCCAAAAUGAUACGUCGGAUACCCUGCGAUUCCGUCAACUAAUCAAAGGAGACAUCAAGCAAGACUCUCUGCGGGAGUUCGUAUCCUACACAGCUGAUGGGGAUCGCAUCACCCUGGUGGGCGCCAAGUCGGAUGUAAUCACCCUGGAGAUGACCAGCAAGGCCAGUUGCCAUGUGCCUUUUCCCUUUAUCGUCGCCUGCCUGGACUCGCCCGUAAAUGAGCGCCCUCUGGAUGUAUUGCACGUAGGGGUCAAUCUUGUGGACAUCUAUGAAAACUGUCAUGUGCUGGAGGCCCAGCAGCUCUCUCUAGAGCCAGUUUAUAUGACCAUUUGUUCGACAGAAGUGCCAGAGUCCAGACUCGUGGCCUCCCAAUGGUCGCCACAGAUCCUGUCCAAUGGACAAAUGCUAUUGGCCGCCUUGAACACCUAUGGAGCCAUAACACUCCUGUGCAAGCCCGCGGAACACACUCACUGGAGUCGACUGGACGGCCUGAAUGUGUCCACAACAUUGCGGGAUACUCUGCUGCCUGUAAGGAAUGUUUCAAAAAUACAGAACUUCAAGCAGUUUAAGGCUUUCAUAGAUCGCGCCUGGAUCACGAUGUUCACUUGGCGUCCUGCGAAUGAGCCCAAUGCCGGACAUGUCCUAGUCUUAGGCACAGCCAACGGCUCCUUAUGGAGUCUUACUUUGAGUUCUGAUGCCCGAACGUUGCUGCAACAUCGCGUACUGAACACCUCUUUGAACCGCAUCUGCUAUAUGCUUGCUUUCGAAGAUCUGCUGCUGGUGGGCGACGUAUCUGGAGUUGUUCAUCUCUACAGAUUUAACAACGAUGAAGAAUCCGGACUGUCUUUGAUACGGCCUGUGUGGGAGAAGGCAGAUCGCAUGGGACUUCAGAAGGCGAUAAUCUCGCGAUUCACGGAGCGAGAGUGCUACUAUAUAUCCCUCUGCAAGGCGGCAAAUCUGCUAAUUUGGUGCAUACCAUGGCAAGAAGGUAAUGAGUGGCUGCACACGCGCAUCUACGUAGGAGGCAUGAAGAUAACCGGUCUCUGUACGUUGGACAGUACCAGCUUCGCUGUAGCCACGUCAACGAGUAAGCUAUACCGUAUAAACCUUUCCCAAGAGGACAAGAAGCUCACUGCAUCCAUGCAGCCGGUAGCUAUAGAUGACUGUGAGGACUACCAGAUUAUUGGGCUGUUCAGCAGCAGACAGAGGAACCUCCUGACAGUGCUCUUCCACCCCAACAAGGAAUACGCGGGUAACAUAUACGCAACCUCUCUACGGAAUCAGCUUAAAUUACGCGUAGGCAAGAUCCACAACGGGAAUAUACUGACCAAGCUAGCAGACACCUUUCAACCUAACACGCCCAUCAAUCAAAGUACGGAUCUGCUGGCCGAGUUGCGCCUGGAGCUCUUUGCCACCAGUAAAAACUUGCAGAAAUACAUCAAUUUCCAUCGGUUGACGGCGUUCCAGUUUGACAAGGAGGCCACGGAAUCGCAACAGCAUCAGCUGCAACUGAAGUACCAUAUCAUGGCAACUAUUUUUCACCUGCGAGCGAAUCUUCUCUGGCUGACACUGCAGACGGAGGAAUCGCACAAGGAAAUGCAGCUGCUGCUGGCAAUGCUGGCCAUGACACACAUGAGACUGAGACUGAAGUACCUGUGCUCUCUGAAGGAACUAAGUCCGUUCCAGAAGGAGGCUGCGCAGUGUAUGUUUGCAGAGGCGCAACGCUUGAAAAAACUGCUGUUGGAAGACUCGCGCAAGGGGCUAGACUCCCCCGAGACGGAAAACUUGCCAAAUUCGAAGGGCACGCACGACAGGCAUUGCUUUCAAGAGGCGUUUGUUCAACAAAUGAAAAUAAACUUUGAUGAUUUGCAUGCCCAGCUGGGAAAAGAUGUGAUAGAAAUCCCCGAGGAAGAACAACCAAAGCGACGGUGCUGUGUGUCUUAUCUGCAGCUUCCUUUCAGCCUGGAUCGACGCUACUGCAGCCAGUGCAGUCGUCCUGUUUUGGUGGAUCAGGAGAAGCUGCUGCAGCUGUAUAAGCCAGGCUCCACUCUGCUGUGUCCUUGCUGUCAUGGAAGCUAUGCAUUGGAUCUCGCAACUGCGUGAACAUUAAAUUUAUUAAGUAAUUCCA
Drosophila persimilis is the source of this 2186-nucleotide messenger RNA. RefSeq lists its product as uncharacterized. Lineage: Eukaryota; Metazoa; Arthropoda; Insecta; Diptera; Drosophilidae. The coding region runs from base 23 to 2161 and encodes 712 amino acids. The transcript has 3 exons. Gene Ontology annotation, molecular function: protein binding. The record is from RefSeq and is a predicted model, not a curated record.